Molecule: messenger RNA, 19527 nt
Organism: Porites lobata
Lineage: Eukaryota; Metazoa; Cnidaria; Anthozoa; Scleractinia; Poritidae
Source: the annotation of a GenBank genome assembly
AUGAACUCCAAAAUGCAAAGAAAAGGUCAGGUUUCAAAAUAAUUCCUUUAGCAAUAGCGGUUUGAGUUACUGAUUUUCUAUAAUUCGUUUCAGUUUUGGCAAUCCAAGCGAAGAAAAAGAGGCUGAAAGCUCCCAAAGCACGCAUGAGGCCGGACGAUAGCAAGUCAAAGCCGAAAAGGUAAAGAGGUUUUCCUAAACUUACAACAAGUUUCUGUGAGUUAAUGGAUCGUUUCUCUUUCUUGUUAUUUUAGCGGUAGUGUUUCUAGUUUCAAUGACGAGGAUUAUGAAGUGGACGAAAAUUCGGACGAAGAAGAGCAAGAAGAACCCGGAGAUUAUCUCAAAGGUAUAAAAGAACGUAUUUAACCUAAGUUAGCUUACUUCUAAGAGCGUGCGGCUAAAAUCUGUUUGAGUUUCAUGCACGUGGAUAAGCGAUCUUUUAAUGCGAACCAAGCAGCAUUUACUGGCCUUAUGAGACGUUGAGAAGUUUGUUCUUCAUUACUCCUUUGUUCGAAAAUAGCUGACAACUUCUAGACACCGUUUGUCGAUCUGUUCGAGUACAGCAAUAAUCAGACGAGUUGGAGAAAAUAAGCUCAUUAAAUGCGGCCAGAUUAAGUUCACGCAAAAAAUUGUGCUGUGCAUCUCAAGUCCUAUUAGAUUAGUUUAAACUGAGAUUCUCAGUUUUUUUGUUUAAAGGAAACAGUAAUUUUUAUGAUCAUCUGCAGGUUAGAAACACGGUCCUUGCUUUCAGAUUGCUUAAACUGAUCGAUAAAGGAAUUUUUUAGUAGACAAGCUUUUGAACUGUCAAAUUUCAAUAUUGUUCCACCGUUUUUAUCAAUAUACUAAGGACACUAAAUGUCUUUUAUGAAGGGUGCUUCUAAACCUUAGAAGAAAUAUUCUUGUUAGAAAAUGAUCCUGAAAGAUUUCUGUUUUACCCGAUGAAAAGUGUUUUGUUUGAUAUAAAAUGUGUAUCUAAAAUUACCGUUUGAAUACAUCAACAAAGGGAGCAAAUGAUAUUUUUUGGACUGCCAAAAAAUUUCCAUUUGUUCCAUACACUUUUGCGUAAAAAAGGUGUAGUUUGAAUUAUGCCAAUUUUGAAAAGUUAUUGCAGCUUUUUCUCUAGCAUUUUGGCCAAUUUCAGGUUUAAAUUUUUGAAGAUUUAAACCGUUUUUUGAAAUCUUUUAAAAACGUUUCAUUCUUUUAUGAAAUGCAUUGUUUUUAAAAAACUGUAGUUACUAUCUGAAAAUUAUCACGAAAUAUGCUAAUUCAGCCAACAGUUGUGUCUGGUAGACUUUACUUUAUAAUAAUUAUUAUAUUUUUUCUUUUUUUUCCUGUGGAAAAAACGAGAUAAAAGUUAUGUGUGUAACUAAGAAAUUAAAACAGAGACAACUUAGACAAGAUUCAAAAAGGGUGUCUUAACUUUUAGAACGGAAUAGCGUUCUCAAUGCAUAGUGCAUUAAAGUUAAGUAUGCCAAUCAUUUAAAUUAGUUUCACUUAGCUGUUAAUUUGAAUUGUAGAAUAGUGUGAUUAGUUCACAGACUGCGCGCAGUCUCUAAUUUUCCUUUCCAAAGUUAUUCUAUGCAUAACCCAUGCAUGCACGUGAGUUGCACUAAACGAGGGCGUAACCUAAAGGGAAAAAAAUAAAAAUAAGAGCCUGCGGACUCUUUUGUUCUGUCUGGGGACAACAAAACUGUUAAAGUACAGUGGAAGCUUUGUAAAGGGGACAUCCUUGGGAUGUGAAAAAGGUGUCGGUAACUGGAGCUGGCUGCUUACAAGAAUGUAAAAAUACAGAGUUUGUAUCAGAGUUGAGUAAAACAGGGUUUUGUAAAAGUGUUCGGAAGUAGAGCUGUCCUCUUACGGGAGUGUUCGUUAGCAGAGCUUCCACAGUAAUUUUAUUAAUGAAUUACAGCCAAGUAACUUGAGCCAAUUUGUAAAUGGAACAUAAACAGCUGGAAAUUACACUUUUUAAAAUCCUGUAAGAUUGCCAUGACAUCUUUUCUGGCAGAAAAUUUACAGCAUUUUCCUUCUGUUCUGAUCAUUAUUUUUAGCUCAUAUACAUGUAUGAUUAUGCUUGGUUUGUAAUUGCUCAUAGUGAGUUGUGUGUGCGACGUGUUCUUCUGACUAUUUUUAGCGCUUGUUAUUUCACACCACGCUUAUCCACAGACCAGUCAAUGAUCUGUCAACAGCUGUAAAAUCCACUAAUCAGCUGCUUCAUUUCUGAGCUCAUGGAGGGUUUGUUUACCACAAAAAAGUCCGCAGUCGAUCUUUUCUCAUCUUGUCCUAAUCCCUCUUCAUAAUCAGGGUGCAAAGAAAAUCAUUUUUACAGCUUGCCUGUCGGGCAAGCUGAAGCUACAUUUACUAGCCCAGACGUCAUUUCAAAUAGCCCCAAACCUUUUUGACGAGCAGAAUUGCUUUCACAGUUCUUCUGUUAUUCAAACUCCUCAAAAAACAUCACUUGCCCGUCGGGCAAGUUAAAAAAAGAAUUCACUAGCCCGAUAGCAAAAUCCACUAGCCCCGGGCUAUCAGACACUACUUUCUUUGCACGCUGAUAAUGUCGUCAUUUGGAAUUGCGCCGGCUGGGAUAAGCACGUAUUUUAAGAGAAAAGGCGGACUGCAAGCAGUCUAUUGGUUCAAGGUCUAGCUUUGUCAUCAGAAGACUUUGUUCUUUGAUUCCUCUUCUUUACAUACCAUCAUACGUUGUGUGGUUCCAUAAAAUAUCCAUACCCACUCUUUAGCGCCUCAGUCAUUUAAAGGCUGAAGUUGUAAAGUAAAUAUAAGGCGAAACUUAAAUUUCCAGAGGGAUGGGGGAGCUUGACCCAAUAAACCCUUCUUGAACAAUGAUGACAAAAACAAGCUGUACUAAUAAGCAGAUAAUAUUACAGUCACAUUGCGCGCAGCUAGCAAGGCUAUUCAAGGCGGGACAAUGCGUGCAAAAUAUGAAAUUAAGAUUAAGGCUAACUAAGGAAAGUAUACAGUUUACUAGAUAACACAAUGAAGAAGAAAGAAUAAAACAAAUAAAUUGUUUUUAAGUAGAAACUAAUAAGCAAGAAUUUAGUGUUUGAGAUUUUUGGCUAAUUUUACCUUUGUGAUAAAAAAGGUGGGCGUAUCAAUAUAGUUAUCCUCUGAAUUCAAAACGUCAAAAAGUGAUUUAAGGAGAGUUUUUUUGAAUUGAGUCUUGGGAGAUGUUGGAUGUGACAGGGUAUCUCUUUCCACAGAAAGGGUUAUGGAUGUUUUUUAGAGUAACACAUUUACUUGCAAAGUCAGUACUCCAAGGGUUAACAAAAUAGCCAAAAGCUGGUGAAAAUCACCCACUUUGUAGUAUGUUUGGUCAGCCGUAUGUAUACUCUGCUAGUAGACUGCAAACAGUCUCUUAUUUUUCUUUUGCGUCACGGUAAAAUGCAAUAACUUGCGACGAGUGAGCAGAGAAGCCGUGAGGAACUAGGGUGGAGCCUGAGUGAAGAAGAAAUAAGAAAUUGUCUCUUGCCCCAAUCUCUCCUCCUUUUUUUGCCAGUAAUUUGCAUAAUUUUAACUUGUCACUUACCCCGUGUGGCUCUGAUGAAAAAAGGACGAGCGGUCGCGGUCUACUCUGCUAGACGGUUCUGCUGAUUCUUCAACCAUUGAAGAGGAUAACUAUGUUACAUCAUUCCCCAUUUCACAAGGUUCUGGAGAGUGAAUUAGCUGAGUAGACUGAUCUUUGCUUCCAAUUUUAUUGUUUGCAGGAGGUUACCAUCCUGUUCGCUUAGGAGACUUGUUUAACAACCGCUACAGCAUAAUCAGAAAGCUAGGAUGGGGACACUUUUCAACUGUAUGGCUUGCAUGGGAUCUCAAGUAAGACUUAUCUUCAAGGAGCUGGGCCAUGAAAUUCAUCAAUAUUCAAACAGUGUGAACUGUUACUAAAUUGAGUGAAGUUACAUAAAAAUAACCUCUCAAAACAUUAAAAAAAGAAUUAAAUGAACCAUUAAACCAUUAAUUAAACAAAUGAUUUAGAUGUAGUACGUCCACACAUUAUUAAUAGGUCUUCAUCUACUACAUUCAACUCUCUCUAUAGCGGACACUUUAGGGACCUCGAGUUAGUGUCCUUAUUAGCAAGAGGCUUAGAGCAAGAGUCCUUAAUAGCAGGAGUUUAUACCAGCCAAACGUCUGCAAUUUAUUUUCGCCUGGGAUUUAGCUGCUGUCCGUAUUAUCGAGGUGUCCAUUAUAUUGGGUUAUCCGCAAGUUGAGAGCGUACUGUAUUCCUGAUUGAACUGGAAUUGGGAAGGUUGGUUUUUAAUGAGAGGGGUAAACUGUGGUAAUGGAGUUUAUCUGAGUAGAACACCUUGCAGUACACGUUGUGUCAGUGUGUACCUUCAAGUUCAACUGCAAUGUACACAGUGUAUCCUUUAACACCUGCAAACAAGACCUUUUGAUUUUAAAGGUCUGAUUACUCUUUUUAUUUCAGAGAUCGUCGGUUUGUUGCCCUAAAAAUUGUGAAAAGUGCUUCCCAUUAUACAGAGACUGCAAUUGAUGAAAUGAAACUGCUAAGGACAGUAAGUGAUACAUAAAAUUAAUGUGAGUGUCAAAUUUGUACGUAUAUGUGGGCAGUUACAGAUCUGUUAUAUAUAAAGAAAUUGACAUAUACACAGAUCUGACAGGAAUAUCUUAUUAUGGUUUUGAGUUGAAUCAGAUUUGAAUAUUUAUUCAAUCAACACGUCAACAAUAUUACAACUGAUACUAUUUGCCGAUGAUACAAACGUAUUUUUGUCUCACAAGGAUAAAGACUGCCUUACUAAUAUACUGAACGCUGAACUAAAUAAGUUGUCAAUAUGGUUUAGAGCUAACAGGCUUUCAUUAAACUUGAAAAAAACCAAAUUCAUUGCAUUUAAACCAUCCCAAAAGCGUACAAAUCAAACUAUUCAACUUUUAAUUAAUAGUCAAAAAAUUGAUCAAGUAAAAGAAACAGUUUUCCUGGGAGUAAUCAUGGACGAAAAUUUAAAUUGGAAAUCUGAAAUCUCACAUGUCGCCAAUAAAGUUUCUAAAUGCACAGGAAUUAUUCGUAAAUCCAGUUUCUAUUUAUCCACGAAAACCUUACGAACACUAUAUUUUCUCUAGUCUAUCCAUACCUUUUUACUGCAACUUAGUUUGGGCCUCUACUUACAGAACUAACCUUAUUCAUCUUGAGAUUUUACAGAAACAGUGAUCAGAACUAUAGCUAAAACCACUUUCGAUGCACAUACUGAUCCAAUCUUUCAAAAUCUUGGUAUCUUAAAAUUUCAUGAUAUAUACUUAAUACAACUAGGCUUAUUCAUGUACUCCUAUCAAAACCAUACUCUACCUUUAAAAUUUCAUUGUAAAUUUACCUUACAAAGUCAAAUUCAUUCAGUAUAAUACAAGAAACUUCGUAAAAUUUUGUCUGCCUUUCUGUCGUACUCGAACCAAGCAAUUUUCCGUUUUUUAUCAAGGACCUAAAUUUUACAACACCUUAAACACCAACAUCAUCAACGCUUCCUCACCUUUCUCCUUUAAAAAAACACUCAAGGCAUUUAUUUGUAAUAAUUAUUAGUAUACUUCAACAAAAAUCUUGGGAAAAAGCCUUUUAAUAUUCAACAUUUGUACAUGUAAACUUCCGUAAUAUUGAUUAGUUUAAUUUUUCACCUGAUAUUAUACUGUACCCGUCGCCGUAAUUUUUACGCCAUCUUCGAAAAAUUGUAAUUGAGGAGGCCUAAUUAACAUAAGCUCUAUAGUUUCUUUUAGGCCUCCUCGCCAUCUCUUCCUACAUUUUUUUUUUUUUUUUUUUUUUUUUUUGGCAUCUUUAAGUAAUGUAAUUGUGUGGCAAAUAAAUAAAAAUACCAAAUACCAAAUACCAAAUUUAUUCAUGUUUAUAACAUUGUUGUUUAUCUUGUGGGUGGGGCCCACACAUUCCCUUGCAUAUCUCAUUUGGAUUGUAACAAACGCUUUGUAAAUGGUAAUUUAUUAUAAACGCUCCUGGUUUCCUAGAUACGACAUUCCUAAUGUUGCACAUUACCAUUUUACUUGUUUUUAGUGUCAUUCUUUUCAUUUGUUCAUUCCUCUGACGACACAGAGUUAAGAUUGCAAUGUAGCCUAAGAAAACAGCUGAAAUUUUGCAACAUCACCAUUGGUUUCCUUGCAAAAUGUUGUCUGAGAAACAAGUGCAAAAAUUCCAUACUGAUGACAUGUCCUACCCAGAUCUGGGUAGUACUUCUGAUUGGUCAUGCCAUGUGGGAAAUUUGCUUCAACCAAUCAGAAGCACUAACCAGAUCUUGGUAGCGACAUGUCAUCAGUAUGGAAUUUCUGCACUCAUUUUUUCAGACAGCAUUUUGCGAAGAAACAAGAGGUGGCAUCGCAAAGUGUCAGCUGUUUUCCCUGGUAAGUGCAGUUUGAAACAACUUAGAUUAACCAUUGCCUUUUCAAAGUGAGAGAACCAGGUCCUUGUUCUUUCUCAACAAUGUAUUAAUGAUAUUAUCUUAUUUUAAUUGAGGAAGAGCAUAGAUUACAUUCUUUGAGGAAAUUUCUGCCUGAUUUCAGUAGUAAACACGAUUGUAGCACAUGAUUUUUGAAUAAUGUUAAUUUUUUCCAGGUUCAUACAGCCGACACAGACCAUACUGGGUAUAAACAUGUUGUACAGCUCACCGAUGAUUUCAAAAUUGUAGGAAUAAAUGGCUCUCGUAUCCUCAAACAGUUUUUUCAUGUAUUCACUUCUCACCUUAAAGCUUAAAGAACAUAGACCUGUGAUUUUGAAGUUAUCUGUAUGGGCUUAAACAAAGUCCCAUUCAGUUUUCUGGGACAAGCAGUCAAACAAAGUCCCAUUCAGUUUUCUGGGACAAGCAGUCAAAUUUCUUGUGACUUAUAAACCUUGUUUGCCGAAAGGGCGAGGGUCCAGGAAAGUCAUCCUCUAACAAAAUAAUUAACUAAGACAAGCAAGAAUUGGCUCCAGAAUGGUAAAAUGUGAGAGCUGCUUGCCAAAAGGACAAGCUGAAAUUCAGGCCUAAUAAUACAUCUAUUCAUCCCUCUACCGCCCAUUUGUACAUCCAUUUGAAUUGGUUUGAUAAUCUAAUAAAUAAAGUAAUGAUAAUAAAAAUAGUAAAAAUAUUAAUAAUAACAAUAUUAGUAAUGAUAGUGAUAGUGAUGGUAAUGAUUAAGAAUUAGUUGAACCUCUAUUAAGCGGCUACCCUCAGGGUACGGGCAACUGGCUACUUGAUGGAGGUUGGCCGCUCUAUAGUUGUCGGAAAUUAGCAUAAUCUUAGCAGAAACACCACUUUAUUUUAAAGCAAAUGCACGAUGGGAGGAGCAUUACUGGCCCCAGUUGUUCCAAAGGUUGGUAAUGCUAAUUCCACUGGAUAAAUCUCUAUGCAGUGGAUAACGCAAUUGGUUUCCCUGAUACUUGUCCACUAGAUAAUGAUUUAUCCGGUGAAUAGCGCUAUACAAUGUUUGAACAACCAGGGCCUGGUCCACAAUGGGUCAUCAAUUUCAAUUUCGGACUGUAUUUUCCUUCAUCAUAUUCUUGAAAUGAAGCCAAACUCGCUGUAUCAAGCGCUUAAUAGCCACUUAAUCGAGGUGAAAAUAAUGGGAAAACUCUCAUCAGGAUGGCUAAAAGGUGGCCAUGUCCACUCCACUUAGGAGGUUGCCCCUUAAUAGAGGUUUAAUUUCCCAUUCUUUUGUACAAAUUAUUUCAGGACUUAUUUGAAUACUGACUGCUUAAUGGAGGUUCAACUGUAUUUAACUAUUAUUUUACUCCCAUAGGGAUAAGACUAAAUUUAUUAUUAUUGUUAUUUUUAUUUUUAUUAUUACUAUUAUUAUAUAUUAUUAUUAUUAUUAUUAUUAUUAUUAUUAUUGUAAUACAUGUGCUUCUUUUGCACUGCUGACUUGUUUACUCUUAAACGUAUUGUGUAUAGUUUUACUAUGUCUGAUCAAAACAAUAAUACCUUGACAUUGGUGUUACAGAUAUAUGUAUGGUUUUUGAAGUGUUAGGUCAUAACUUGUUAAAAUUAAUAAUAAAGUCCAAUUAUAGAGGAAUACCUGUGAUGCAAGUUAAGAGUAUUAUAAAACAGGUAUGUAGUUAUUGUUUUAUAAACUGAUUUAGUUUCAAGUGUACAUGUAGAAGCUCAACUUUUAGGUCCUGCUAAAUGUGGCUGUUUAAUGGAGACAAAAUGUAGUGCUAACAGUUUAGCUUUGUUAAACAAAUACGUGGUCUGGUGCACUUCCAUGUGAUACCAUUUGUUUUUGAAUAUUUUACAAACAAAAUUUGGAAUAUUUCUCAAAUUUUCACAUUAGCCUCUGAGAGUGCAAGGUUUAAAGAGGAAUUUUAAGGGUCCCUGUGUAAGAAAAUUAGCACCACUUGACCCAGGGUGAAAUAUUAAUACAGUAUAACCUCAAUAUAACAAACCUCUGUUUAAUGAAGUCCUUGGUAUAGUGAGUGAUUUUCUUUAUCCCAGUAAUAGUAAAAUAUUAUGGAAAAUAACCGUGAUAUAAUGAAACCUCGUUAAAGUCAACACAUUUUGCCAGAGUCUUGGCUGUUCAUUAUAUCAAUGUUCCACUGUAUGGGUAUUAUCAAUAGCAUAACCAUGGGUUUUUGUUGGCUACUGAGAAGAACAUUCAAAGAACUAAGCUAUGAGGCUCAGAUUAUUGUUUUGAGGGUUGUGUUAAAUUCAAAGUUUAGAGACUGUUACACUCCACAAAGAGAAGCUUAAAGAUUAGGUUUCCCCAGUUGGUUGUGUCAUAUUCAUAGAAAAAAGUUCAGAGCAGUAAUAGAUUUCUUAUUAAUACUUAUCUUUGUGCAGACAUUACAGGGACUUGACUACUUGCACACCAAGUGUAAAAUAAUACACACUGAUAUUAAACCUGAGAAUAUCUUACUGUGUGUGAGUGAAAAGCAUAUUCAGCAACUGGCCGCUGAGGCAGCAACUGCAAGAGCAUCAGGAGUGUACUCACCAGCUUUAAGUACGUUCAAUGAAAAAUAAUUUUAAAAUUACUGGUAGGUAGCUAAGUAUCAGGGACUUUCUUAAAUAGCUCAAUAUGAAGUUUGAUGUUUCCUGUAAAAUGUGAAAAAAAAAUGUUGUUUUUGUUUUGAUUACCCAUGAAAAUCUUAGGUGGUCUCAAGAGUUGUUUGAGACAUGUUAUCUCAAAACAUGUUUUCACCCUUGCUCCCUGAGUGGUAGCAAUGAUCUUGUUUCCAGCUCUGGAAUAUUAUAAUUUACUGCAUAAUUGGAUUUUACCAAUUUUUCUGCAUAAUUGGUUUUUACCAAUUUUAGGGAGGCAGCAUGGCCGAGUGGUCAGCGCGUCGGACUCGCCAUCCGGCAGUCCCGGGUUCGAGUCCCGCUCUGGCCACUUGCUGGAUUUGUGCUCGGUCAUCCCGAGUUCAAAUUCCCGGCCACGCUUGUUAAUAGCCAACUGGUUGCCUUCUGCCAGUUGGGGUUUUUAAUCCUGUUAUGUUGUAUUUGAAUUAUUUGUUUCUAAAUAUUUGAGUGGAGUGCCUGUAAAUUAGUUGGACAAGCUAAGUGCAAUUUCCACUAUAAACAAGCCUUUAACCUUUUUUUUUUUACCAGAAACUCAUAAGAGGCUGAAACGGGUAACUGUCAUAUGUUUGUUUUGUCCGAUGCUCAUGAAUAUUCUUUUUCACAAGUACCAUAUUUGAAGUGAGAAGAAAAGAAAACUGACCUAUCAAACUUCGUAAAUGAUGAGAUGUUAUUUCAGUCCAUGUUCUUGCCCCCGCUGAAAAAAAUAGGGAGGUUAUUAGCAACAACGAUAGCAACGGCUUAUGAAAACGCCACUUAAAAGUGAAUUUGCACUGCUUCCAACUUAUCCCAUCUCAUUCAGAUAGUCAAAUGUUACCAAAUUUUUCUGGAGUUGAAUUCUAAAGAUUGUGUCGAAGUUGAAUUCUAAAGAUUGUGUCGAAGUUCAGGCAAAGAAAAAGAAAGUCAUCGUCUUGUGUUUACGCCCUCCACAAAACAUGAAAUAGACACUUUCAUGCUGUGGUCAUGCAUUGACGGAAAAGAAAUGUACAAAAAAGGAUGAUGCACGUGCAAAGUUAAACCUAUUCCUUUCUGAGGCCGUAGCGAGGGUUUCCAAAUAUGGUACAUAGAAAAAUAAAUAUUCAUGAGCAUUGAACAUGAGUGACAGGUAUUAACUCCUUUUCUGAUCUUACCUCUUUUUUCCUUUUAGUAAGCUCAGCUCCACCAUCAGUAAUGCAGGUUUGUAAACUACUUAGAUACAACCAUCUCAAUUUACAGAUGUUCUUCAUAUGACACAAUGAACUUGAUUGGCCUAGACACUAUUUUUUGCAAAUUGAUGUAAUUUUGAUAAUAAUUAUUAACAAUAAUAAUAAUUAUGGUAAUAAUGAUAAUGAUAAUUAAGAAAAGCAUUUAUUUAUACACGUUAAAUAAGAGUCUGAUGUGGUCUCGUAUUAUCUAAACAAUAUCGUACAUGCUGGCCAUAGAUCUGUUAUAUAUUAUUUUUUUUAAUUUGAAGCAAUGCACAUCAACUAAAAUAUCAAAGAACAAGAAGAAGAAAAUGAAGAAGAAACUCAAAAAACAAAUUGAAAAGCAGCAACAGCAGCAGGAUGAAAUCGAGCAAGGAAUACUGGAAGAAAACGAAGAGGAUUCAGACAAGGAGACAGAAGAUUGUAGCAAUAACACAGAAAACUGCACUGAAAAUACCACUGAAUGUGAGCAAAAAUCAAGUGAACAAGCUCCAAGCGAAGCACUUUCCAACUGUUCACAGGAAAAGACUGUAGAAAAUCAUGUUGAUACUGAAUCAGUUGAACUGUCUGAAGAGCUUAGUAGUCAGACUCUACAAGAAAUGGGUGAGACGGCAUCAAAUGAUGCUAUGUCAACAACAGAGGAACAGCUUGAGUCAGGUGGGCUUUUUUGUUUCCUCACAAAUAUAAAUAAAUAAAUAAAUAAAUAAAUAAAUAAAUUAGUGAAUGCAUGUCCAUAGGUAAAAGGUAAAGGUAAAGGUAAAGGCACGCAUGAGCCACAGGCUCAAACAGCUGGAGCUUAUCCCUGUUUCCCUAGCGUGAAGCAUGCCUAGGAGUAUUCCUACUCCCCCCUGGAUGGGAUGCUAGUCCACUGCAGGGUUACCCCCCAGUGGUAUGAUGCUGGAACCCAUUUAUACACCUGGGUGAAGAGAGGCAAUGUGGAGUAAAGUUCUAAGGAAACAUCGCGAUGGGCGAGGCUUGAACCCCUGACCUCUAGAUCCAGAGUUUAAGGUGUUAACCGCUCACACAUGCCUCCGCAGCAAAUCCACAGAGUGGUUUUCCCAAGGUUUGGGAAGGCUGGGUUUUAAGGAGAAGGGAAAACUGUGGUGAACCAAUAACAAAUUAAUAAAGCCAUGAGCCAACAACAAAAUCAACCUACAUUUGUUGGCCCCACUGUGAUUCUAACCUCUGGGCCCAGCUGAUUAGACAUUGGAUAAUGAUUUCUGCGGGAUAAAGCACUAGUAAGUUUAUGCAACAAGAUGGCAGAGAGAAGAGGACAGCCAAAGGUUUAUGUGUGACAAACAUGACAGGGUAAUUACUUGCAUGUUUUGUUGUGAUCUUCACUUAAAGCUACAGUGGAACCUCGAUAUAAUGAACCAUGCUUCGUACAAUCUUGAAAAGGUCUUGAAUUUUAGUAGUCAUCUUGAAAAGUCCUUCAAUUUGGUUAAGGUCCUUGAAAAGUACUUGAUUUUUUUAUUAGGUCUUGAAAAGUCGUUGAAAUUCACUACCAUGUCUACGUCAGACACCCAUUUUCUGUAAAAUUUUAUUAUUUCGCCAAGGAAAAUCUGGCUCAUCCUCUGUGUAAGAACCUACUUAACUCUUGGGUAACUGCCCACCCACCCCACCCAUAACCCAUUUUUCUCACUGACAAGUGACGUAAAGGCAGAAACAAGGGUUAGGGGGUGGGAUGGGUGGGCAGUUUCCCAGAAACCUAAACUGAUCCGGCAAAAGGAGGCUCUACGCACAGGGUGCUACAAAGUAUGACAAAUAUUGUGUUUGAUUGCAUUUUUUCUGAUCUCGGUAGGUGCUCUGCUCUGUAAUGGAGAUGUAGAAGAUACGGACAGUAGGAGUGUUGAUAUGGAGUCAAUACCAGAACAGAAAGGUCAAUAACAUUAAAUAUUAUUAAUGACUGAAGAACCUUGAUUUUCUAGACACAGUGGGAGUUGUGUAAAUGGUAGGAAAAUCAAGGGUCUGGAUACCUUAAACUAUUGGUUAUAGAGCAGCUUGACUUGCAACGUUAUUAUGGGUAUACCGAGAACCUCUAUUUAGGGGACACCCUCGGGACCAAGCCACGUGUUCCCUCAAUGAGGGUUGGCCUGGGGUUUUUCACCAACAAACAAAAUAUAUUUUUCUUUUAUUCUGCCUCGGAAUCUCCUGCAGUUUAUUUCAAGCACCUAGUCAAUGUAUAAAAAAAUCAUGAUUAACGUAUCUCUGCAAAAUUCUGUGUUUAGAUCCCACAAGUGCAGUACAUCGAUUUAAGUGAGACAGUUCAUGUUUUGAAAGCUGUGUCAUUGUGACUAGUGGACACUUAAACUUAUACUUUUUGUGGUUAGUCACUUUUUGGGUGCUGGGGUGUCCCCUAGAUGGAGGUUUAACCUGGGUUUUAGGACCCAUAAAAAGUGUCCCUUUCCCCUGAGUAGAGAUGUUCCUUCAAUAGAGGUAACAGAUUAUGGUCAAAGAUUAUGUCAACAUUUUUCCUGGACCAAAUUUUAUGUCCCCUAAAUGGAGGUGUCUCUUGAAGAGAGGUGUCCCAAAGGACAAGUUCCACUGUAGAAAUGUCAAACCAAGGGAAAAAAGUUGCUACAUAGUGAGAACAUAUGCAGUGGGCGAAUUGAUAACGGAAAAAGCAGUGUAGUAGAAGCCUGCAUUUGAGAUAUUGUAAAUGCUCUCAAAUUAUUUGUUCAUGGAAACCAUACCUGAAAUCUCUGACUUCAAAAAUGGUAGACUGCAAAACAGUCCGUAUUUUUGCGUAUUCAAGUACGCGCGAGCAGUCAAACAAAAGGUCUGGAAUGAGGCUGAAAACAGAGAGCGAGACUGGGGAGAGACGCUAAAAAUACGGACUGUUUUUUUCUCUCGCCUCACACGCUUCGCGCGCGUAAGACUCUUACGCCACGCUUUACCGAUUUCUUUACUGAUUUUGAGAAAAAAACCGACUGUUUUGCAGUCUACAAAAAUGGAUGAAUUUUUUAUUGUCCAUCGUAAACAGCAAAGUUGUGUUUCUUCAUUGACUUUUGCUGCAUAUCUCUCACUUUUCAGAGACAGCAGAAGAAAACUGUUUAGAAGAAAACCACACUGAAGCUGAUCACAGUGAUGACUCUGUCAGGGUGAAAAUUGCUGAUCUCGGAAAUGCAUGUUGGGUGGUAAGUUCAUGUAAACUGGCCAGAAAAACAGCCUCUUUUCUUAUCUUAGACCACCUUCUUCAUCUCUCCUAUUCUGUUCCAGACGUUCAGUUUGUGGGAACAUCCAUGGAGAUGUGAGGAAGAUAAACGUUUUACCACGGUGUGGCUACUUGUCAAAUUCGCUACGUUCGAGUUCGCUACCAACAUAUUCGUCUCGCUGCCUGUUGGCAAAGUCCAAAACUUGCACCUUCGGAGGAAUAAGCUUAAAAGAACGAAAAAUAUACUAAAAGAUUAUUUUUCUAGAGCGAUUAAGGGAAUAAUUUCAGUGGUUUACAGAAAGUAAUAUGUAGCGAAUUUGUUGCGAACUAGGACGUAGCGAAUUCGACAAGUAGCGAAACCGGAUAAAUAGCGAGCCAGGGGAUCUUGUUUUCUCUCGUCAAACUGUGCUGGCAUCGGGGCGCUUAUUCGGGGAGGAGAGGGCCUUUUGUUUGAAAUUAUGGCCUAGGGGGAGGGCCUUUUUGGCGGGAGGGGGCUUAAUCGAGGAAAUACGGUUUUCUCCAAAAAUGGUCACCCCGAAAAGCUUCAUUUUACGUUUUUUUCACUUGAAAAGUUAACAUGGUUAUUUUGAUUUAAGGAGGUUUAGCCCACUCCCGAUCGACAUUUUCGCUAAAACUUGUAGUUGAAUGACGGCGGCUAUCAUGUUUUCGCGCCAAAAUGACGCUCGUUCACGGGCGACCACUGAUAAGUAUUAAGAAAAUCUCGUUCUCGUAAUCUUCCUCGUCUUAGAAUCUAAUGCGGGGUCCGAAAUUGCGCCUUCCUGGUCGCCAAUGCGACUAAAAAUUUAGUCCUGGCGACCAGAAUUUAAUAGCUGGUCGCCAGCUAGCGACUUGUUAAGUUAGUUGUUAUUGUGGACUUUAAGGUUCGGAGAAACUGAUUAAGAAUUGAAACCUCGAAGCUAUUUGACAACAGGUGUCUUACUUUUUGUCCUGGUGAUAUUUUUUAACUAAAAGUGAAACGAAUCUUCCUGUAAUAAUCAGAAUAAUACCUCCACAACAGCUACGAUCAAUACGAGUUGAACAUUUCCAAGCCGCUAUGUUGUUUUCAGCUGAAAUACGGUAAGUACGUUAUGUACGUUGUGGACUGGUACGAGUAAUGUGGCAGUUUGUGGCCUGGUACUGUCACAGUGAUAUGGGCAUCGCGGCUUGACUCGUGUUUAUGUUUCGUGUUUCGUGGUAGUUAUCGGAAGAAAAUAGAGUUUUGAUAUGAUCAGUGCAGUUAUGGGCAGACAGUUUUCUGUUCCUGCGUUCUAGGUCAGACAGCUUUGUAUCUCCAAAAAGUAAUUUGUGGAAAAAGUAAGACUUCACUCGUACACGUACGGUUACUUUCUGAUAUCGGGAGCGAAAGUAGUGCAAUUUUUGAGCAUAAAAACGUCCAUACCAUGCAUUUUAUUCGUGUUUAAACUUUUAUUUGAAAAAUAGGGAGGGGAAAUUUUUGGCGACCACAAUUUGCCCUCUGGCGACCAAAAAUUUAUACUUGAUCGCCAGUUGGCGCCCGUAUUAAAAAGUUAAUUUCGGACCCUGUAAUGGUUUCUAUUAAUCCUGCUUCAGCAUCACCAUUUUACAGAGGAGAUCCAGACAAGACAAUACCGUAGCCUGGAAGUGUUAAUAGGUGCAGCGUAUGGUCCCGCCGCUGAUAUGUGGAGUACAGCAUGCAUGGUGAGUGGAAACUGUGGGCUUCAGCAUAUGGCAACAUUUAUAAUGUUUGAAUCUAAUUUCAGUAAUACAUAUAAACCCAGGUUUUGCACGCACCUUGAAAGUCCUUGAAUUUUAAAUUAAAUAUUCAAGGCCUUAAAAGUCCUUGAAAAUUGCAGUUAGUCCUGGAAAGUGCUUGAAUUUCAAUGCUAACUUUAUAGUUUAAGUAGAACUCCAAAGAGAAAGGAGCAAACACGGAAAGACAUUUGGGAUAAAUUACUGAAGACAUACACUCAAGGCUGUUUUUCGCACUGAAGGGAGUCCUUGAACAAUGGGAACUGUGCCCUUGAAAGUCCUUGAAUGUUUUUGUUCAAAAAAGGGUACGAACCCUGUAAACCAUUGUCAUUUAACAUUAAAAAUCCGGUUGAAAAUCUAGGGCAUAAGCACUUAACAAUAUAUUAAAUUUGACCUAGUGGGAGAAGUACCCGGUAACAAUAUAUCCAGAUCAGCUGGAAAGAAUUGAGAUUAAAAAUUGCAUCGCCUCAUAUCAUAGCCCAUAUUAUUUUUAUGAAGCUUCUAAAAUGGAAUCAAGCAAGCUAUUCCAAUCAGACUUUGCAACUUCGCGAUGAGAAUACCUCAAGAGCUGUGUCACGAACUGAACUGAAAUGAAAUGAAAUCGGUUUUGUUGCUUGUUAUUUUGUUGUAUCGAAAAUACAUGCUCAGACGCGCAUUCGUUGAACAACCUACUGACCCACGUAGUUUUGUAUCGCAGGCUUUUGAAUUAGCGACUGGUGACUUUCUGUUCGAGCCUCACUCGGGAGAAGACUAUUCAAGAGAUGAAGGUAACUUUUUUUUGUUUUGCAACUGCCUGUCGGAGUUGCUGUUUUCAAUAAUAUUUGUGAUCGUCGUUUUUCCUUGUUAGAUCAUCUUGCUCACGUCAUUGAACUUCUUGGGAAAGUGCCGAGGCAUAUAGCCCUGUCAGGGAAAUAUUCCAGGGAUUUUUUUAACAAGAAAGGUUAGUAGCUAGAGUAACUAAUUGAAAAGUUAAUCUCAGUGCAUUUCCAAUAAGUGAGCGUCCCGGGAGGUGCCCGCAAGGUUUGUGAGUCGAGUGAGAACGGUGUGUAUGCCAGUCCUGUGGUGAUGAGGCAUCCCCUACCCCUCCCCCACCACUUUCAUAAUCAUUGUCAUCGUCGUCACAAUUUAUGGGCCAAUCCUGUGAAAAACCGCCCCUCCCCUCCCCCACGAACGUCAUCAUCAUCAUCAUCGUCAUCAUCAUUGUCACCAUCAUCAUUAUCUUCGUCGUCAUCAUUUCUUUGCCGAUCCUUUGAAAGGCAGCCCCUCCUAGGCGCAGAUCCACACCGGUUUCCACCGUUUUACGGAAAUUGGUCAGUUUUUCAUCAUAAACAUAUUUUUGGCAAUAAAGAAAUACUCUUCAAGUUGAAAUCUGGAGAAUGGUUGGGACCAAUAUUUUUUUCUUCCAUUUUCCGGGCAUUAGACUCGCUAUGAGAUUUUCAGCUGGAAAAUCAUUUGUCACUGUCUAGUCUUCUUUACACAGUCAGUAACGCCCUGACUUUCAAACAGCGGUCACGCCGUCGUCAUCACAUUCAGAACCCCAGGCAAGGGGACUUUGGUAGUUAAAAUCUAAAAAACCUCCCGGGUAAGCAUGCCCCCGGACAUCCCUGGAAGCUUGUUCCCGCCUUUGGCACUCGUUAGGAAAUCGGUCACCAUUUAUCCUACAUUCGCGCCUGCGUUUCCUCAAUGAAACCAUCGUGUUAAGAACAAUGUGGUCAGACUGAAGAAAGGAAUAACAAAUCUGGCUGAAACUGACUGACUUCCUGAGGAAGUGAGUGAUUUGGGAAAAACAUUUAGACAGGAAGUACGUGAAAAUCAAGUGAUCGCAAAACGUUCCGACCUUAACGAGAGAACUGUUAAGCAACACCAGCUCUACAAAUGCCCAGUGGAGAUUCGCACAGGUUGCCCAGACUCGCAAUGUCAGGCAAUAAGCUUUGCUUUAUUAUUGUUAAGCUACAUUAAACAAAUGCGUAAUUAGCUUAGUAUUUAUAACUUCUUUCCCAUUACACUGUGGAGUUGCUGUAUAAAAUAAUUAACUGUCUGUCACUUUAACUUUUACAUCUGUGGACGAAAUCCUUGAGUCUUGCCAUUUAAAUGAAACCUUUUUGCCAGAACAUCUGCUAUAGUACAAUUUUUUUCUCAGGAUUUUUUAACAAUAAAUUUUUCUAAAUGUUCUUCGACCGUUAUUAGGAAUGAAAUUGUUAAGGAAUUCUUUUUUUCUUGUUAAACAGGGGAGUUGAAGCACAUUUCCAAGCUACGACCCUGGUAAGUGCAGUAAUACGGUCGAAUUAAAUCCUUUUUAUCCAUGACUAAACCAGUCUGGAAACUUCGGUUAUGAACUUCAACCAGGUUAGAGACAAUAUCAACCUCGCUCUUCGCGAUACUGAAGUAAAAACACUUCUAUGUAAGUUGUGUGAUGUGUCUCGUUCUUUCCACAAGUCUUCUGAGUAAUAUGUCAAUCAUUUUUUUUUUGUCGCUGUAGGGGCUUAUAUGACGUUCUACGCGAGAAGUAUGAAUGGCCUGAGCAGGAUGCUAUGGAAUUUUCAGCAUUCUUGCUUCCUAUGCUGGACUUCAACACAGAAAAACGAGCCUCAGCAGCUCAGUGCCUUGAUCAUCCCUGGCUUAAAGAUGUCGUUUAGUGUCCUUAAUCACAAUAUGACUUUGAGCUGACUGGACAACACAGACCUACUCUCUUAUAAAGUCAGGUGGAUGUUGAAAAGGACUACUCGUUUUGUCAGCCUCGUUUUCAGAAGAGGAUAGAGGAGCCUGGGAACGAGGCAAGAGACUUAUUUUUGAUUAACACUGGGGUCGCGAUGAACUAUUGUAAAUGUGAAUUCCCAGUUAAUCUUGAGAUAUUGCCUGUACAGCGUGGCUAGGAGAACAGUAACCAAUUGUUUAGUCUUCACAAUCCAACGAUGACUUUGGCCAGUAUGAAGUUCAGUGAAGCUAUUUUUGUUCAACAAUGGCCUUUAAGGUUGUUCAGAGCAGUUUUCCGCAUUGAUGAGUUUGUCAUAGACAACAACUACCCGUUUACUUUCAGACGUGGACCUAUUUUAUGUCGCGCAUUAAGGUCACAACGACUGAAUAGCGUGAACGUUACACACUAUCUUAAAGACCUUCUCUGUACAGUUUGGCCGAAAGAACGUUAACCAGUUUCCGCAAUUUUUAUUAUAAACGGUUGCUCUCCCAGGAUUAGCAGAGUUCAAGCCGAAUAUUCCUGGGAAUAUUUCCAUGUCCAUUGACGAUGGAGAUUGUAUUUUUUUGUAAGAAUUUUUCUCCAAGAAUUCUCUAAGUAAUGAGGACUGCAUGUGGAUAACGUAAUUUCAAAGAGUAUAUAUAAAGAGCCUAUCAGGGACACUGCAUGUUUCGGAAGAAAUGACGUUUACGUGGAGAAGUUGAACUCCUCCUUGAAUGUGCUAUCUGCUCUAUUCAAAUAUCAGAGUGAAUACGAGGAUUGCGCAUUAAGCUAUAUUAUGGUAACUCUAAGGCCCCGAUUAUAUGAAGAAAACCUGUCUUGGGUAGAAGGUUCACCCUCCCUAUCGUGUCAACUUAAGUCACGCAUGCUCUGAUUGUCAUGCCUUUACCGUGUUGACCCGGCUGUGCGAGGCAUAGUGUUUAUAUGGAGAAACGUUAACCCUGGUGGGAGGGUGACCCUAGCCGAGCCAGCUUUUUUGUUUCUCAUGUAAACGGCCGCCAAGUCUUUUACUGCGCUUUUCAAAAACACACAAAUUUUGAAGUUCAAAAGCCAACUGACGUUUGCGUUCUUCGCUGCCGUCAAUCAUCUUAGCGGACCUCUUAGGAAACGGAAGUUUACUUCAACGAGUUCAAAAGGUCAUGGUUUGUGAUUGGUGGAAUUCGAUCCGUUUUGUGUGUUCCAGUGUUUCAAGGUUUGUUGCGUGUGAUCGUAAUUAUGAUUGAAGGCAGUGUAAAACGCAAUUGUCAAGGCGGCAUUUCAACUUUAGAGUUGGCGUGUUUUUGAAAAGCGCAGUAAGGAAAUGCAUGAAAAGUUGGCUCUUCCAGCAGGGUAUCUCGGGUAGGCGAGUGACCCUUCCAUCCGUCAACGUUUCUCCAUAAAAACGGGGCCUCACUAAAAAUGCAGCCAUUCAGUUGGUCAACUUCGAAAUGGCUUGACUUCUUGUCGUUUAACCCUAAAUUCUAGUCAUCAGACAGGGGCGUAGACAGCUUUUCGACUGGUUGCAGGCCUUGCUGACUUUCAUUUCCACACAUCUGAAAAUUGCACGCAUGACUAGUGCGCACUGAUCUCACCAACACUUUCAGCUCUUAAACUUUUCAGCUCACUUCAACAACGCAUAAUUUAUUACAAGCGGUAGAGUUAUUAAGCCAAAAAUUUGCAGGUCCGGGUCUGUAGGUCUAUGGGCUGGCUACGCCCCUAUCAGAUACGUUCUCUGUACCGCGUAGUUAACGACAGUUAACAGAGUAACGAAACAUAGAUAUCUAC